Messenger RNA from Tachyglossus aculeatus (Australian echidna), 1331 nucleotides. RefSeq names its product angiopoietin like 6 (gene ANGPTL6). The transcript has 6 exons. The record is from RefSeq and is a predicted model, not a curated record. The coding region runs from base 45 to 1331 and encodes 428 amino acids. Lineage: Eukaryota; Metazoa; Chordata; Mammalia; Monotremata; Tachyglossidae.
AGCCGCAGGGAACGGUGCUCAAGAGAACAGGCGGCACUGAGACCAUGGACUCAGGCUCUGUGGCAGCGCUGGGGCAGCUGCUGCUGACAUUCACCCUUCUGGCGGGGUGGCGAGGAGCGCGGGAGGCCUCGGCCGGCAGUCCGCGUUGUACCUACGCUUUGGUGGUCCCGCCGGGGUCAGGGACGGGGGCCUCCUGCUGGAUCGGCUCCCCCCACCUGGCCCCGGUGGGGCUGAAUGCCAGCGAGCUGCAGGGGCUGCGGGCCCUGCGGGCCGAGGUGGGGCGGCAGCAGGCGCAGAUCGAGGAGCUGCAGUGGCGGGCCGGGACCGGGAAGGGGCCCGGGCCAGGGAGCUGGGCCCAGAGGGUGGCUGCUCAGUACCGCCAGCUGGAGAGCCGCUACCAGGCCCUGGCUGGGCUGGUCAAGCAGCAGAGUGUGGCCAUCGCCCGGCUGGAAUGGAGGUGCCAGGGAGCAGAGGGCCGGAGGAACCAGGAACAGGGCCUGCCCAUUGCGCCUGUGGUGCCAGGGGUGCCCAGUAGCCCAGCAGCUGGCUCCCUUGAGGGCCAAGGAGAGCAGGGCACUGCUGGUGAACCUCAGCAGGAUCAGAAUGAAAGACGUGAUGGAUCUUUGGCCUCCACUCCACUCUCUCCUACGCCUCCCCCUGGGGCCCCCACCAAGGAGUCCGGCCCGCGGCGGGACUGUCUGGAGGUUCAGCAGAGUGGUCAGGAGUCCAGCGGUGUGUAUGUGGUCCAUCCUCACCCCGGACAUCGUCCAGUUCCAGUCUGGUGUGACCAGCAGCACGAAGGUGGUGGUUGGACCCUGAUCCAGCGGCGGCAGGACGGCUCAGUCAAUUUCUUCACCACCUGGCAGGAGUAUAAGCAUGGUUUUGGCAGCCCAGAAGGGGAGCACUGGCUGGGGCUGGAGACCCUGCACCAGCUGACCAAACGGGGAGACCACGAGCUGCUGGUGCUACUGGAGGACUGGCAGGGCCGGUGGGCCCAUGCCCGCUACAGCGGCUUCUCCGUGGAGCCUGAGAGCGACCACUACCGCCUACGGCUGGGGCGGUAUCACGGCAAUGCCGGCGACUCGCUCUCUUGGCACAGCGACAAGCAGUUCACCACCCAGGACCGGGACCACGAUGCCUAUGCUGGGAACUGUGCCCACUACCAUAAGGGAGGCUGGUGGUACCAUACGUGCGCCCACUCCAACCUCAAUGGCAUUUGGUACCGGGGCGGCCACUACCGCAGCCGCUUCCAGGAUGGCGUCUAUUGGGCCGCGUUCCGUGGCGGGGCUUAUUCGCUGAAGCGGGUGGCCAUGAUGGUGAGGCCUAGCUGA